AAAAUUAGUUGUAUUUUACAGACUUUAUAAACUGUAGGGCAAAAUUUGUCAUUUUGAUAAUGAAUCUGAAUUUAUCAACUCAAGGAUAAUCUCUCAUUUAAGAAUGAGAUAAAAUAUUCAAAUCUUCAAUUUUCCAUCUUCUACAAAUAUUAAACAAUUUUACUUCAUUGAGAAGCUAAUACUCUAAAUAUGGGUGCAAAGGAGUCAAGGGCUUCCAUAUUAUCUUAUGAUGAAGCUUCAAAACGAGUUACCUCUAUUGAGCUGCAAAGGCUUCAAGAAGCGUACAAACGUUCGUGUGGGUAUGCCGGUAUAAUGAGGGAAGCUGUUUUCGUAAGAGAUGUACUUGGUGAAAAUGUUCCAACUAAAUUAUCUCAGCGAAUUUUUAAUGUGAUGUCAAGCAACAGCAGAGGGAUGUCUUUUCGUGAUCUGUUGGUCACUUUGGUUCUUUUAACUCGUGGUAGGCAGGAAGAAAGAUUAAAAUUAACAUACGCUGUAUAUUCUGACGAGCGUGGUUCUUGCGUAACAAGCACAAGUAUGUCUUCCAUGGUGUCCGCUUGUGAGAAGACGGCUCUACCCCAUGAAGCACUUUCUCUGUUCAAAAUGAAUGACAACGUAACUUAUGACUUGUUCCGCACAUGGGUCCUAGAUUACCCCAACACCACAUCAGUUACGAGAUGGUUGGUGAACUCUAGUGGGGUCACAGUCAGCUUAACCAACAACACAGAGAUGCCAAACUUUUAUCAGACUCUUGCUGGUGUAACACAUUUGGAAGAGCCAGAUAUAACUGAAUUGGAAAAGCAAUACUGGAUGCUAAAGUCUCAAUCCAAGACUGGUAGAUUUGACUUGACAACUUUCACUUCCUAUGUAUCACCACCAUUACCACAGUGUUUGAUAGAAGGUUUGUUCAAUGCUUUUGAUGAGAAUAGAGAUGGCCAUAUUGAUUUCAAGGAAAUAUCAUGUGGAGUAUCUGCUUGCUGUCGUGGACCAUUUGCCGAACGACAGAAAUUUUGCUACAAAGUCUUCGACACAGACCAGGACGGCAAACUCAACAGCAACGAGUUAAAAGCCAUGGCACUUGGUUUACUUGAGGUGCAGAAAGUGAAUGCUAUAAAGGGCAGUGCUGCCAGCAAAAAACUUGAGAAUAUAAGUGAGGACAGUGAUGCUGUGUCGGAAAUAGUUUCUCAUAUUCUCUGCCACUCCAACGCAGAUACUGGUGAGAUAACUCUUGAAGAAUACCAAAUGUGGAGUUUAAAAGACCCAUUACCGAUCAGCUUGCUUAACAUAGUAGUGGAGAUAUGUCACAUUGUACUUGGUCUACGUCCCACUUCACCCACUGAGGAAGGGGUUAUUAUAAGAGGUUGGAUGCAAAGGGCAAGCCAGAGUGAAUUAAUUGCGGGUGAAACUUGGUAUGUAGCUUCAGGGAAAUGGUGGCGACAAUGGAAGUUACAUACGGAGUAUGAUCCUGUACUGAAUGGGAAACUGGAGAGUCCUGUGUUAGAGAGUGGUUACUAUAGCAACGGAAGGUUAAGUGGAGAGACUUCAUCAACUUCUUCUGAUACGGUCGCCUCCGCGCAUGAGGCAACUGAGACCAUGCAACAUGUACUUACUGGUGGUGAAAAACCAAGCAAGAACCGGCAUACAAAACACGCAGGGAAAGCUCAGCGUGUUUCCAAAACAACACCCACGACCCCCAACACCUCACCUGGGCCUAUUAAUAACUCGGAUAUACUUCUUGAGGAGAGUAAGGUGGCAACACUGACAGAUGAAGGAGGAAGGCUAAAGGAGGGUUUAGUUGAAGGACAAGACUUUAUAGUGUUGCCAGCUCAAGUUUGGAAAGCAUUACACCACUGGUAUGGGGGUUCCCCCAGCUUACCUCGUAUUGUCCCAGCUCCAAAUAAGGACGAGAAAUGUUGGAUCGAACUUCAUCGACUUAAUGUGUUACUCCUCAGGCACCAGAUGCCGUCAUCUAUGCAACAAUUAUCCCAGGUAGCCUUUCCUAGCAAUGCACCACUUUCUAGUGUUGGCAACACUGCUUUUGGGAUGCUUAAGCAAUCACUUAACUACGUCACAGGUGGUUCAACUCCCAAGCGCCAAAUCACACAUCGUGCUACUUUCAGUAAACGCCACACAGUGGGGCAAGUGGCACAGUUUUUAUCGCUAAGGUUACGGAUACCACUGGACAGUAUGAGGUUGUGGCAUUUGUUAGAUGAGAACAACGCUACAUUAUUAGAAGAUGAUUCUGUAAAGAUGGAAGCUCUCAGCUUAACAAAUAACGCUCAAUUUCUUCUUGAAGUUCGUAAUGUUGACAUGAGUUGGCCUGAAGAGUUGUCCCAGAUAGCAAGGAAUCAUAAACAAAAGACAAAACCCUUGAUGCCAGUUGUUGCUGGUGCUUCAGGAUUAAGUAAUCUGGGCAACACUUGUUUCAUGAACUCAGGACUCCAAUGCAUCAGCAACACAAGACCUCUUACUAAGUAUUUCUUGGAAAACAAGCAUCUGUUUGAACUCAAUAGAACGAACCCAUUAGGUAUGAAAGGUCAUAUUGCAAAGAGAUAUUGUGACCUCACACAGGAGUUAUGGAGUGGGGCAAGUAAGACAGUUGCUCCAUUAAAGUUGAGGUGGACCAUCAGCAAAUACGCGCCACGCUUCAACGGUUUCUCGCAACACGACUCCCAGGAGCUUCUAGCUUUCCUAUUGGACGGUUUACAUGAAGAUUUAAACCGUGUACAAACCAAACCAUAUGUUGAACUAAAGGACAGUGAUGGAAGACCUGAUGAAGAAGUCGCUCAAGAGGCAUGGGAAAACCAUCUUGCACGAAACCAAUCGAUUAUCGUGGAUUUAUUUCAUGGACAAAUCCGAUCACGUGUUCGCUGUUUACAUUGUAAUGCAUUCAGUACAAGAUUUGACCCUUUCACGUUUCUAUCUCUACCACUACCUAUGGAUAACUCGAUGUACCUUGAUGUAAUAGUGAUCAGGUUAGACGGGGAAAUCCCGGUGAGGUUCGGGCUCCGUCUUAACAUGGACGACACAUUCGUGGAAGUUCGGAAGCAUCUUGCAGAGAAAUGUAAGAUUUCUAUGGAAGCCGUGCUUUUAUCGGAAGUGCUUGGUGCUACUAUUAAGAGUUUUCUUCAAGACAAUCUAAAAGUCCGUUCCUUAUCGAUUGGAAAUAUUUAUGCCUACGAGAUCCCACCCCCCGUUAAAGCUAUCGUGCGUGCAACACCCAAUGGGGAAUCCCGCACUGGGUCAGCGGGUAAUUCCCCAAAUACGCUACGGGGUCAAAAGGUCAACGGAAUGGAGUUUGCGCAGACAAUUAAAAGGGUGGGGUCACUGGUGCAUGAAACAAACAAACAGAGCGUGACCAACCCCGCAGCGUUGCACAUUGAAAAUAAAAACGCGAGCUGCAACCUUGUAAAUAGUGCAGUUGAACCUAAGCAAGACAACACCGAUAGCAAAUCUGGCAACACUGAUAGCACGUGUAGCACUGAAGUAAUAGUGCAAGAACCAAGCAGUUCUUCAAACUCUACUUUUUAUAUCAGUAAUAAAAACGAAAACCAAAACCAAUCGGAAUCAGGUCUUAAUGUUGAUGGUAUAAGUGGAACAAAAAGAACAAGUUUUUCUCGUCGACUUUGUGAAGCAGGAGACAUGCAAACACAGUGUGCAGGCUAUGUGGUGGCAUAUCAUAGGAAAACUUUCCACACGGACGUCUACUUCCUCUCAUCUCAAAAACAUCGACCAAGUUUGUUUGGUCUUCCUCUUGUUGUACCUUGUGUGCCAGGUCGACCCAAGAAGGAUUUAUAUUCGGCAGUUUGGAAGUUGGUGUCCCGUCUUGUGAGCCCAUUGCCACCCCAGGAAGCCACUGCUGUCAAUCAUGCUCAAGAUUGUGACGACAGCAUGGGAUCACAGUAUCCUUUCCUACUACGUUGCGUUGAUGCGUUUGGUAUGUCAUGCGGGAACAAAUGUCCGUGGUUCCGAUUCUGUACAGGAUGUAUCAUUGAUUGUUCAGAUGAUCCAUGGCAACAAACAUCUGGACAUAUAUCUAUAGAUUGGGAUCCAACGGCUCUUCAUUUAAGAUACCAGCCUUCUGCUGAGAGGGAAGUAAAAGAUGACGCCAGUGUAGAGGAGGGCCAUCGUGGCGCGCAACAACGUAUCGAUCUUAACCACUGUCUACGUGCUUUUACCACUGAAGAGGAACUAGGCAAGGAUGAAUUAUAUCAUUGUGGUAAAUGUAAGACACGACAACUCGCAAAGAAGAAACUUGAUAUAUGGAGACUUCCUCCUACACUGAUAAUUCAUUUGAAAAGGUUUCAGUUCGUUAACGGUCGUUGGAUCAAAUCUCACAAAGUUGUUGAUUUUCCCAAAACCGAUUUUGACCCAUCGAGUUUCAUGACUAAACGUGAUGAAGAAAAUAUUGACAUUGAGACCUCUGAAGUCACAGCUUCUUCUAUCACAGACUCAGACCCUGUAAAGACAAGCAUUAUAACCUCCAAAUCUUCACCUGAUGCCAAACCAAGCAAACCUAAACCUCAUAUCUCAUUCGAAGCCGAUGAACCCCAUGUAACCCCGGGACCCGUCGAAAACGGGGCUUCCCCCGCCCCAGAGGAGGGUAAAAAAUCGGGGUUAACCGCGAGAAAAAGGAAACCAUCUUUCAGGGAAGAAUCUCCACCGUUAUAUGAUUUAUAUGCUGUUUCGUGUCACUCUGGCAUUCUUGGUGGUGGACAUUAUAUUGCAUAUGCAAAGAACAAAGUCAACAACAAGUGGUAUUGUUAUAAUGACAGCAGCUGUAAAGAGGUUUCAGCUGACAAUAUAUGCGUUGAAACGGCUUACACUUUGUUCUAUGAAAGACAAGGUAUUGAUUAUGAUGACUUUAUGCCUUCGACUGGUGAAGGAACACCCAUGGAUACUUCCUCCAUGGAUGAAGACUAUAACUCAGAGUUUAAGAAAUAUUGCGUAAUCCAGUAGGAUUAUUGCGCAAUUGCUUCAACUGUGUAGUUUCAGUUAAAUGGUCAUUGCAUAAUCUAUUACACAUGACAGAUUAGUUUUGUUUAACUUUCAGUUCUAUGAAUGCAUAACGUGAUAAUAGUGUUGCACAAUAUUUCAAUAGCAAUAGCUAGAAAAGUGUAAAAUACUGUGACUCGCAGCACUGAAAGACAAAACACCCGGCUUCAAAAAAGACUGUUUUUGCGGUACAUGCUUUUUGCAGGCUUUUUCAGAUUUCAUUAUCCAGAAUUACUUGUUUUUUUUGUAGCUUUGCGCAUGUAAAGUUUAGAUGCAAAUUUCUGGACACACUUAAACUUUUUUUAACCCAUGGCAAGCUUGUGCCAUUUCCUUGAACCCUGCAAUUGUCAGCACAUCUAUGCUGUCACUGAAGCCAAAAAAUCUUGUUUUUUUACACCGUGUAUGCAGAAUAUUGUGUAACUUUUUCAUGCGAACUAAGCAAAGUAUCUAAGGGAAUUAUGACUUACUUUACGAGGAUUUUCUUGGGCAUAAUAUGAUGAUAAUUUCACUUAGACUUAAAGAACUGAAUGCAACUGGUGAUUUUUUCUUCUUUAUUAAUAUUGUGUUAUACAUUACAAUGUGUUACCAUUAAGAUUACAUUUUUUGAGAUUUUAUUUAUUUCACAUGGUCUUGAAUUAUGUGUGAAGUCCUAUAUUAAACAUUAUGUUUGCAUAUAACUCAGAUUACUAAUUAAAUAUGCAUUAACAGUUGGACUUGUGGUAGCAAAAGUAUGAAACAAUCUUUUUCUUUUAUCAGUUUUUAUUUAGUUUUACGCGAUAAUUCCUCCUUAAUUUUAUACGUCUACUUCAUAGUUAUUGUUCUAUGCAUAAACCGUUUCAUUACCACUUGCUUGGAAGGAAAUAAAUACGUGCUUUGCAAAAGUCUCGA
Messenger RNA from Ciona intestinalis (vase tunicate), 5880 nucleotides. NCBI's taxonomy places the organism in Eukaryota, Metazoa, Chordata, Ascidiacea, Phlebobranchia, Cionidae. The record is from RefSeq and is a predicted model, not a curated record.